Cladocopium goreaui is the source of this 815-nucleotide messenger RNA. The record is from the annotation of a GenBank genome assembly. Lineage: Eukaryota; Dinophyceae; Suessiales; Symbiodiniaceae.
GUUAUCUUCCGGGACAGACCUUGUUCAUCCAGGCGAAGCAGGACAAGGGACAAAUGUUCCUGGUCCGCGGUGGUGCUCUUUUUGUGGAAAAAGAUGGUCGUCGCAUGCAUGAAACAAAUACCUGCAUUGGUGAUUUGGUGAUUCUCGGUGCGGAACAUCAGCGGCCCUGCACUGUGAGAGCUCAGACCUUUGUCUUCACCCUGGAGAUCCCCAAGGCGGUCUUCGUUCAGGCCAUCGACAAGCACCCGGAUUCAAGGCGCGCACUGGAAAACUACGCCCUGCAGACCAUCACUGGGAGGAACAACGACCAGGGCGGCGGUGUGCAGUGGCCGAUGCAGCAAGCAGCACCACAACGUCUCAGCUAUCUGUUGAACCUCUAUGCUGGGGUGAAAUUGUAUGAUCCAGCAGAAUCAGACUGGAAGAGGUUAGCCGUUGAGUCUGCGGUCUUGGUGGUACAAGGCACCGCCCACGUGGUCAACGAUGAAGGAGAAGUGGUGGAGGUGCUUGGCAUUGGAGACACCUUCAACGAACAGAUCCUGCUUGGAAUCCCCGGUGGACACGUCGUCUCGGGUCUUAGGUUCCACAUGCGCGAAGGGCCCUGCGAGUUGCAAUUCGUCUCCUUGAGCGUGUGGGAGAAGGUGGUCUCCGAUUUCCCCCAAGAGCAAGACAUGAUCUUCCGCAGCAUUCGCCACACGUUGGCCAAUAAGGCAGCGAUAAAGAACCAUGGCACUGCAAUGUCUUCCGCAGAAAUGGUUCGCAUGUCGCCCUUGUUGCACUACUUAUCCCAGGAGACCAUUCAGGACGGAUAUGUUUGA